UCCUUUCUUCCACUCUCUCAGACCGUCAGAGAAGGCUCAGAGAAAGCACAAUGGCAUCACCUUGCAACUCACAUUUUCUGAUCCCAAGGUUUUCUCUCCAGCUGCUGGUUGUGACUAUAACAUGGCACUCCGCUGCCACAGAAAGGGCUGCUUCGAUUCAGCUCAGAGGGGAGGUUGGUGGAAAUGUGACCUUCCACUGUCCCGUUGACAAAAAAAGAACAUUGGCAAUGUGUUACUUGCAGAAGGGCAACAUAUUUGUGAACGGCUACUAUGAAUCAAAAAAUCUAUCAAAUACGUCAUGGGAGAACACCAGAGUGGAUCUCGACAAGAUGACUAUACUCAUGUCCAGUUUGAACGUCUCCCAUAGUGGUGACUAUAAGUGCAUUAUCCGGUACAAGGGAAUGAGAAUUGAACCUGAUGUACACCUACACCUCAAUGUCACAGCAAACUACAGCAAACCUACACUCUCAGUGCACUGCAGGGAUCACAACCAUCUCUUUAGUUGCCUCGUGAACUGUACCUCACAUGGCGGCUACCCAGGCUCUGAGAUUACGUGGCACAUACCGGGGAGUUCGAAGGUUGUAAACAACAGCAAAAUGAUCGAUCCAGACACCACAACAUUCAACAUCUCCAGCAUCGCAUACGUCAACUGCUCCGAUGGAAAGCUGACGUCCCUUAGCUGUUCUGUGGGCAAUAUCAGCUCAGAAAUGGUCUCAGUCUGUACACCCAAGGAUCCGCCUGAUACCCAAAGUCCAUAUGUGACAGUAGCCAUCUGUGCAGUGGUGGUUUUCUUUAUCAUUAUGGUGGCAUUGCUGUGGAGGUGGUCUUUCAAGAAAGGACAGAGAAGAGCAGCAGCAGCAGUAGUGAGGGGAGAAAAUGGACGUGAGGAGGAGGUAACAGUCCUCAAUGAAAUCAUGGAGGCAUCUUGAGGGCUGAAUUGGUGAAGUAGACGGACCAUUAAAUCGAGAACUAAAACUGUAUGUAUGUGGGGCGACUGUGGGUCAUGGUUAAAAAGCGCUAUAUAAAUUAAAUGGAUUAUUAUUAUUAUUAUGUCACUCAAAUGUAUGUUACAUUUGUGAUUGACUGCUGCAUGCACGGCCGCCAAAGUCAAUAGUCGGUGACUCACUGGGGAAAUCAUGCUCCGAACAUUUUGCUGACACGUGUGACUUUUUUAAUGUGUUUAAGGAAGUAUUUGUCAUCAGUAUCUUUUUACAGGGUAAUUUACAGUGCACCAUUCAACUGAGAAUAGGUUACUUCUCCAAAAAAAUGGUGUGUGGUGAAAUUGUUGUCAGGUAUUGUAAAACUGAAAACAAAAACCCUGUAUGUAAUUGUGGUGAAAUAUAUGUAUUUUUUAUUGUUACACUGACCUCUACAGGCAGAAGUGGGAUCUUUUACACUUCCUAUGGUUUCCCCUUUUUGGACUGUGUUUUAUAAUUUUUAAAUGCAGUAUAAGUAUUGUUUGCACUUUAAAAUUGUAUUAUUGUAUGUAAUGCCCAUAAUAGAACUGUAAACAUUGGUAUCCACCUAUUUUGGUUGUAAAAUGAUCCAAAGGGCGAUUUACUUUUCAAUUAGCUUUGUCUAUCAAAAAUGAGGUAUUAGCUUCAAGGUAUCAAAAGCUGUGAACAAAUAUUUAUGAAUGCAGAAAAGAUGGAAAUCAAAAUACUGUUUGCACAUGAAUUUGUUCUCUGAAGUACAUACGUGUUCAGGGUUCUUCGUUAAUUGCUGUUAACCUUGUGAACAUGUUGGUCUUCUUUGUCACUUUGGACAUUAUUUUCUCAGGUGCCUGUCAUUUGAAAAUAUUGCUACUUUUCUAAAUAUUUAUUUAAUUUAGUGUUUUUAUUUCUCAUUAUGAAAUUGCACAUCGUUUACACUAUUUACACUUUUGGGUGCUUAUGCUUCCUUCCCCAGAAUUACCAAACAAUCUCAUAGAGCUGCUUUCAUUUUCUAAAUCUGUAAGAAACACUCUUAAAAUGUGACGGUUCUGUUUCUCAUUUCCAUGAAAUGAAAUCAUUACUGAAAUAUACAAUCAAUUAAACUUGUGUAAAUACUUC
Messenger RNA from Cyclopterus lumpus (lumpfish), 2051 nucleotides. RefSeq lists its product as uncharacterized. Gene Ontology annotation, biological process: negative regulation of T cell proliferation; cell surface receptor signaling pathway; immune response. Gene Ontology annotation, cellular component: external side of plasma membrane. The transcript is spliced from 8 exons. Lineage: Eukaryota; Metazoa; Chordata; Actinopteri; Perciformes; Cyclopteridae. The record is from RefSeq and is a predicted model, not a curated record. The coding region runs from base 51 to 929 and encodes 292 amino acids.